Messenger RNA from Epinephelus lanceolatus (giant grouper), 1024 nucleotides. RefSeq names its product agouti signaling protein 1 (gene asip1). Gene Ontology annotation, cellular component: extracellular region. Gene Ontology annotation, molecular function: melanocortin receptor binding; neuropeptide hormone activity. The record is from RefSeq and is a predicted model, not a curated record. Gene Ontology annotation, biological process: melanosome organization; hormone-mediated signaling pathway. NCBI's taxonomy places the organism in Eukaryota, Metazoa, Chordata, Actinopteri, Perciformes, Serranidae.
UAGUGCUAGAAAAAGAAGCGGAGGAGAGGGGGAUAAAAGGGGAACCUUGUAGAGAGUGAGAGAGAACCAGAGACAAGGGAAGUUGUGACAGUGAGAGAGAAGAAGAUAAACAAGGCAAAAGACAACAACAGAGAGUCAGAGGUGAAGUCAGAGGACAGGAUAGGAGAGUUGUGACUUGUGGACCAAAGAGGCAGAGAAAUUAAUACAUGUAGCGAGAAAGAAAAAGGGGACAAAAGGAGAGCGACACACGAGACAGAAACUGAGCCGGGAACCACAGAUAAAGAUGCAUGCCUUCCUGCUGCUUGGCUGCCUUUUACUUGCUGCGACAGAGUACCUCCUCACCUCAGCCCACAUGAUCCCUGAUGAGAGACUCGCCACCAAUAAGGUCCUUGUAUCCAAUGCUCUUUCUCAAAGCCUAGACACAGGCCCACCUCCUGUUGUUAUUGUAGAGUUGCCGAAAUCGUUGAGGAAGAACAAGAAGACAAAGAAACAAAAAAAGAAGAAAUUAAGUGUGAAGAAGCGUCCUCCUCCUCCUGCUAACUGCAUUCCCUUGUGGGGAAGCUGUAAAUCUCCAAACAAUGUGUGCUGUGACUUUUGUGCUUUCUGCCAGUGUCGGCUCUUCAGAACUGUCUGUUUCUGUCGAAUGGGCAACCCUCGAUGCUGAACAGCCACCCGCAGCCCAGCCCAGCUCCAAGCUAAAACAACAAAACAUGUUAGAGUAAACCACUUGAAGUGAACAGUGAGAGGUCACUCAAUUCUAGUCCUUUGUUUGUAAUGUUGCCCAAAAUUCUCUGCAUGAAAGCACUUUAUUACAGAGGACUGCACCACAGAGAACUUCCCUAAUAUUGUACAUGGUUUACUGCUUAUAAAACUGAUAUUACAAUCACAAAUGUUUAUUUUACUUUGAGCUUUCAAUACACAUAAAUUUGAUAUGUUUGCUCAAAUUAUUUUAUUCAUUGCUUUAUGACACAGAAAUAUAUUAAAAGUGCAGAACCAAAUAUUUUAUGAAGCCUUGUAAGAAUAA